Messenger RNA from Oncorhynchus kisutch (coho salmon), 4023 nucleotides. RefSeq names its product exostosin-1a-like. Gene Ontology annotation, cellular component: membrane. The transcript is spliced from 12 exons. The record is from RefSeq and is a predicted model, not a curated record. Lineage: Eukaryota; Metazoa; Chordata; Actinopteri; Salmoniformes; Salmonidae. Gene Ontology annotation, molecular function: glycosyltransferase activity. The coding region runs from base 822 to 3050 and encodes 742 amino acids.
AGGGUUAGGUUACUCUUGGCGGGUCUCCAGUUGUGAAUGGGAUGCGGAAGCCCCGCCUGUUUCGGGAUAUGACGCGAACCAAUGAAAAAGCCCAGUGCGAUAUGGAAGAACGUCAUAUCGUCAUCAGACGCCGUAGGGUUGGAAUGCCUCUGUGUGAGAUCCAGAACAACUCACCAAACAUUUUUUUACAAUUGGGAUAUGUUACGGAUAUGUUUCUUUAAAAUGUUCCAAAAAAUGUAUAACAAUAAUUUCCCGACGCUUCAAAAGACUGAGUUGUCUUUCCUUGGACUAGGAGAGUAAAUCAGAGAGAAAGAGUGUUGUGAAUGCUGCUAAAUCGAAUUGCUUUCAACUUAUUUAUUGAAUUGCAGAAAUUCAUAUGGCGAGAUAGAAGGCGAGAUAGAAGACAUUAUGUUAUAUCGUUCGUUUGGACCAUGGAGUAGUCCAACGCGGACCGUUAUAAUGCAGAUGAAACACUGAAGAUGAAUCCGCUAAUAGCAUAAAGAAAUGUAAGGUCCGGGUGCAUUUUCAAUCCCUAACUUACCAGGAAGGUAGUCUACUCUUAAGUGCUGGAAGAUAGCCACUGUUCGCCAUAACUAUUAACAAGGGGAUAAGUAAAUGAUCAUUAUAAAUCGCCCACAUGCGCUGGAUCAAUCGUCGGCUUGGGGAAAGGAAUCAGAAGGUGGUGGACGUGUUGAGCGCUAAACCCUUCCUGGCUGGGGGAAGAUGGCGCAGCCGUUCAAUUGGAAGUAGUGGCGAGAGGAGUGAAACUUCAUCGGGGCUCGUUGGAUUUACUAGACAUCUCGACCCUGAUCGAAGGACACAUGCAGGCCAAAAAACGGUACUUAAUUCUGUUCUCCGCCGGUGCGUGUCUCAUUCUGUUGUUGUACUUUGGAGGGAUGCAAACCCCGCUAUCCAAAAGCAACAACCGGCGUGAUGACCGCAGCCUCGAUGGACACCACGGGAGUCCCCAGUGGCACCACUUCUCGGGGUCUCUACAACCGUUCAGCCCCUGGGACCAAAUGGAGACCGAGGAGUACAACGUUCACAUAUCGCCACGACAGAAGAGGGAUGUCAUUUCGGGAGUUUAUAACGGGAAACGUUGCCGGAUGGACUCCUGCUUUGAUUUUUCCUUGUGCAAAACCAACGGAUUUAAAGUUUACGUUUACCCGCAACAGAAAGGAGAGAAGAUGUCCGAGAGUUAUCAGAAUAUUUUAUCUUCCAUUGAGGCUUCCAGGUUCUAUACGUCUGACCCGGGACAGGCUUGUCUAUUUGUCCUGAGUUUGGACACUCUAGACAGGGACAUUCUGUCUCCGCAGUAUGUUCACAACCUCAGAACUAAAGUCCAGAACUUGCAUCUGUGGAAUAACGGAAAGAAUCACCUCAUCUUUAACCUCUAUUCGGGGACUUGGCCCGACUACACGGAAGAUCUGGGCUUCGACUUUGGACAGGCCAUGCUAGCCAAGGCAAGCAUCGGCACAGAGAACUUCAGACCCAAUUUCGAUGUCUCCAUCCCUCUUUUUGGGAAAGACCACCCCAGCGCCGGAGGGGAGAGGGGCUAUUUAAAAUACAACUCUAUCCCACCGUACAGGAAAUACGUGCUUGUGUUCAAAGGGAAACGAUACCUCACUGGAAUCGGAUCAGACACGAGGAAUGCAUUAUAUCACGUCCAUAACUCUGAGGACGUGGUGCUGCUCACCACGUGUAAACACGGGAAAGACUGGCAGAAGCACAAGGAUGCCCGCUGUGACCUCGACAACGCCGAAUAUGACAAACAUGAUUACAGAGAGAUGCUUCACAACUCUACCUUCUGUCUGGUUCCCAGAGGACGACGCCUGGGAUCCUUCCGCUUCCUGGAAGCACUGCAGGCUGCCUGUGUACCUGUGAUACUCAGUAACGGCUGGGAGAUGCCCUUCUCGGAGAUCAUCCACUGGAACACAGCAGCUGUGAUCGGGGACGAACGACUGCUACUUCAGAUUCCGUCUACGGUGCGUUCCAUUCACCAGGACAACAUCUUGUCUCUCAGACAGCAGACCCAGUUCCUGUGGGAGGCCUACUUCUCUUCUGUAGAGAGGAUAGUACUCACAACACUAGAGAUCAUCCAUGACCGGGUGCUCCAGCAAGCAGCCCGUAGUAACCUGAUGUGGAACAGUCUUCCCGGAGGUCUCUACUCCCUGCCUCAGUACUCCUCAUACCUGGGGGACUUCCCUUUCCACUAUGCCAAGCUAGGUAUCAAGCCUCGUCCCAAGUUCACGGCGAUCAUCCAUGCUGUGACUCCCCUGGUCUCCCAGUCUCAGCCCAUCCUCAAGCUACUGGUGGCUGUCGCCAAGUCCCAGCACUGUGUCCAGGUGAUCAUCCUAUGGAACUGUGACAAGCCCCUCCCGGCCAAACACCGCUGGCCUGCCACCGCCGUACCUGUCCUGGUCAUAGAUGGAGAGAGCAAGGUGAUGAGCAGUCGUUUCCUGCCCUAUGACACAAUACCAACAGACGCCGUUCUGAGUCUGGACGAGGAUACAGUUCUCUCUACUACUGAGGUGGACUUUGCUUUCACGGUGUGGCAGAGUUUCCCAGAGAGGAUUGUGGGAUACCCGGCCAGGAGUCAUUUCUGGGACAGCAACAAGGAGAGGUGGGGUUACACCUCCAAGUGGACCAACGACUACUCUAUGGUCCUGACAGGAGCUGCUAUAUACCACAGAUAUUACCACUACCUGUAUACCAGUUACCUGCCGGCUAGUCUGAGGGGCCUGGUGGACCAGCUGUCGAACUGUGAAGACAUCCUGAUGAACUUCCUGGUGUCAGCCGUCACCAAGCUGCCGCCCAUCAAGGUCACCCAGAAGAAACAGUACAAGGAGACUAUGAUGGUGCAGACCUCCAGAGCAUCCCGGUGGGCCGACCCAGACCACUUUGCCCAGCGACAGAGCUGCAUGAAUAAGUUUGCCAGCUGGUUUGGCAGCAUGCCCCUGGUGCACUCUAAUAUGCGGCUGGACCCGGUGUUGUUUAAAGACCAGGUGUCCAUACUGAGAAAGAAAUACAAGGACAUAGAGAGACUAUAACCAGCCUGAUCCUCUGUGUCUCCAUGGUGGAGUGGGGAGGGACAGAGAGAGACUAGAACCAGCCUGAUCCUCUCUGUCUUCAUGGUGGAGUGGAGAGAGACAGAGAGAGACUAUAACCAGCCUGAUCCCCUGCUGCCCCCUAGAAGGACAGGAGAGUAGUGGGAUGGGAGACACACAGAGACCCUCCCAGAGAGAAGAGAGGAACAGGAGAAGAAACGAGAGGAGAGGACAGGGCGCUGUGGAGCCAGGACGCCACGGUUGACCCUCCCAGAGAGAAGAGAGGAACAGGAGAAGAAACGAGAGGAGAGGACAGGGCACUGUGGAGCCAGGACGCCACGAUUGACCCUCCCAGAGAGAAGAGAGGAACAGGAGAAUAAACGAGAGGAGAGGACAGGGCGCUGUGGAGCCAGGACGCCACGGUUGCGUCUUCCACCCACACUCUCCAUCCUUGUACGCUGUUGCUGGUGCCAACAGUGGUAACCGUGACAGGCUGUAUUUUGGUAGGAGCUGUACACAGACAGAAAACUAGUUCAUGCACAAAUGACAACAUGGACGUCUGGGGGUUCCAUGUUCUUCCCUCCCUCACAAGACCUGGUGAACCACUAUAAUCCCACAGCCCUCGCCUAGUCAGCCCCCACUAUAAUAACAAUAUAUACUAUCUAACAUAACCUUUUAUGCAAAGACACAAACAUUUUACUUCUGGGUGGUCCCAGGAAUCAAACCCACACUAUCAAGACGAACACCCACAGUCAUCAAUAAAGACUCUCUUCUUUGUCCAUCUUCAACUGUCAUUCACAUUAACAUGAUCAGAUUGAUUUGAGUUGACACACAUUCAUCAUCUUUAGAGUUAAAAGGACACUAAGGGGGUUUUGGCAUCUACUGACCCAGAGUCAGAUGAGGUCCUUUAUCUACUGACCCAGAGUCAGAUGAGGUCCUUUACCUACUGACCCAGAGUCAGAUGGUCUCCUUUAUC